ACCUAAUGAAUGAAUUAGAAACAUUUGCACUGUAAACACUUGAAGCAGACGGGUUUAACAGUGGUUGUAGUGUUAGUUUAUAUAAAUCGGACGUUCUUGCACAAAGAUCGCGUGAGAAUCGAAGGUCAGCGGUUUUAUUUUGAGAAUAGUAGUAGGUUGCAACCAGUAGCUCACGAUACGAAGCGCUGAAUACAUGUGGUGUGGGAACAAAAAUAAAAUUAUAUAGGCUUCUUUGCAUUGUCAUGGAUUAUAUAGAUACGGCCAGAUCAGUCGAAGAUCGUCUUGCGAGCUACAGAAAAGACGAAUCCGGGUGGAAAAUAUGCAAGAAAACUAAUGACGUCGUUGUGUAUUGGCGACCCUCCUGUGAAUACCCGGGAAAUGUGUAUAAGGGGGAGGGGAUAGUCAACGGCAGUCCAGAGAAAGUAUGGGACUGCUUGAAACCUGAAAUCAAUGGACUUCGUGUGAAAUGGGACACUAACAUAAAAAAGUUUGAGCUACUUGAGCAGGUGUCUGCGGAUGUUAUGAUCUUUCGAACUACCACACCAUCAGCUGCUAUGGGUAUUAUAUCACCUCGAGACUUUGUUGAUGUCAUUUCCAUCAAGCAGGAUGUGGAUGGCACUGUUUCAUCAAAUGCUACCAAUGUAUGCCAUCCAAACUGUCCUCCGCAACCAGGCUAUGUCAGAGGCUUCAAUCACCCAUGUGGCUGUACUUGUGUUCCAGUUCCUGGGGAACCAGGAAAAACACAGCUGUUCAGCUUUUUUCAGACUGAUCUUGGAGGUUUGCUUCCACGCUCAGUUGUUGAUUCGUUUUUCCCCACAAGUAUGGUGGAGUUUUACAACAACCUGACCAAAGCAGUUAAAUCACUAAAAUAGCACUUAAGGACACUUUAUAGAGAAUAUCCCUCUUUAAUCUUAGAUUAGAACAUUUUGAUAAUUUUAUGCACCCAGCAUUUAAUCGUGCUUUAGUGAAAAAUGUAUUCUUGAUUCUUCCAAUAGUCUACUUGUGUCCAAAUACACAUACACCAUUUUAUAGGAAGUAGUGUAAUGUUUUGUUUACCACUAAACUCACAUUCUGAAAGCAAGAGAUUCAAAUGAAACUAUUGCACAAAUAUUGAUUUAUUUGCACUGGGUCUGCAAUCAUCACACAUUCCAUACCUUAAGUUUCUGCCAUAAUUCAGGGGUGAGAGCCAGUAAUAUAGCAUCUAAAAUUUAUUUUAUUCAUAUAUGGCAUUUUGUACUUUUCAAAGUGGAGACCCAGAUGUUGACUUUAUAUUUUAGAAAUCAGCUUUUAAAAUUUCAGUCACAUUAUUUAUGAUUAACAUUUUAUUGAUUCAUCUAUUAAAAAGGAACAGCAAAACAUAUGUAUAUAUACAUAGAAUCAAUAUUUUACCCU
This is a messenger RNA of Myxocyprinus asiaticus (Chinese sucker), 1392 nucleotides long. Its product is annotated as stAR-related lipid transfer protein 5-like. Lineage: Eukaryota; Metazoa; Chordata; Actinopteri; Cypriniformes; Catostomidae. The record is from RefSeq and is a predicted model, not a curated record. Bases 243 to 872 code for a protein of 209 amino acids. Gene Ontology annotation, molecular function: lipid binding. The transcript has 6 exons.